Molecule: messenger RNA, 4986 nt
Organism: Lampris incognitus (smalleye Pacific opah)
Lineage: Eukaryota; Metazoa; Chordata; Actinopteri; Lampriformes; Lampridae
Gene: ezh2
Product: enhancer of zeste 2 polycomb repressive complex 2 subunit
Exons: 19
Coding region: 396-2681 (761 amino acids)
Biological process (GO): chromatin remodeling
Molecular function (GO): protein binding; histone H3K27 methyltransferase activity
Source: RefSeq, a predicted model, not a curated record
UUGAAAUCGGACAAAUUGACGAGGGCGAGGUGAAAUUGAAAGUUGCGACUUCCACCCGCAGCUUUUCUUUUUUUUUUGGCCGUUAAAACACGCCGCCCCUCAAAAUCCAGUUUCAGGGGCGCAACGACCACUUUGUGUGCCGACACCGAAGUAAGCCGGUGAUCGCCGGGGAAGAGCUGGCGAUCGGGGGGGGACGCGCGAGGCGAAUCGCUCCCUCCUUCUCAGCUAGCUAGCUAGCGAGCUAGCUAGCGAGCUAACGUUGCGGCUAGCCGGAGUGUGGAGCCAGCUAAUCCUUCCGCACAAAGGACUGUUUUGCCGGUAUUUGUCAGAUCCGACACCCCCAUCCCCCCCGUCACUUCGUUGAAUGAGGGCUGAUCUUACCUCGCAGGUUGACCAUGGUGCUGACUGGGAAGCGCUCGGAGAAGGGGCCAGGCUGCUGGAAGCGAAGGGUGAAGUCUGAGUACAUGAGACUCAGACAGUUGAAACGUUUCAGACGGGCUGAUGAGGUCAAGAGCAUGUUCAACACCAAUCGUCAGAAGAUCAUGGAGCGGACAGACAUUUUGAACCAGGAGUGGAAGACCAGGCGUAUCCAGCCUGUUCACAUCAUGACAUCUGUUAGCUCCCUUAGAGGCACCAGAGAGUGUACAGUAGACAGUGGGUUCUCUGAGUUCCCCAGGCAGGUCAUCCCUUUGAAGACUCUUAACGCUGUUGCUUCGGUACCUGUCAUGUAUUCCUGGUCGCCUCUGCAGCAGAACUUCAUGGUGGAGGAUGAGACAGUGCUCCAUAACAUCCCCUACAUGGGAGACGAGAUUCUGGACCAGGAUGGAACUUUCAUAGAGGAGCUUAUUAAGAACUAUGACGGCAAGGUCCAUGGAGACAGGGAGUGUGGCUUCAUCAAUGAUGAGAUCUUUGUGGAGCUGGUGAGUGCACUGACCCAAUACAGUGACAAUGAAGAUGAUGAGGAGGAGGAAGAGUCAGACUUCAAGGUUGACAAGAUGGACCUGUGCGAUGGAAAGGAGCAACCUGAGGACUCCUGCAAGGACCCCAUCGUCAGCACUGAAAGCCGCUCCAGCAGCGACAGCACUAAGAAGUUUCCUUCUGACAAGAUCUUUGAAGCUAUUUCCUCCAUGUUCCCCGACAAGGGCUCCACUGAGGAACUCAAAGAAAAGUACAAGGAGCUGACAGAACAGCAGCUCCCCGGUGCCCUCCCUCCAGAGUGCACCCCCAAUAUCGAUGGCCCUAAUGCCCGCUCAGUCCAGCGGGAGCAGAGCCUACACUCCUUCCACACCCUCUUCUGCCGACGCUGCUUCAAAUACGAUUGCUUCCUCCACCCAUUCCACGCCACUCCAAACACGUACAAGCGUAAGAACAUGGAGAACCUGGUUGACAGUAAACCCUGUGGUAUCGACUGCUACAUGUACCUGGUGCAGGAUGGGAUUGUGAGAGAGUACCCAGCUGGUGUGGUGGGGGAGCGGGCCAAGACACCCUCAAAACGAACCGUGGGUCGUCGCCGUGGACGAGUGCCCAAUAGCAACAGUCGUCCCAGCACCCCCACCGUUUCCUCGGAAACCAAAGACACAGACAGUGACCGUGAGGGCAGCAAGGAUGAUGAGCGAGACAAUGAGAAAGAUGAUGAUGACAAAAAAGAUGAGAACACCAGCAGCUCAGAGGGUAAUUCACGAUGCCAGACUCCAGUGAAGAUGAAGCUGACGUGUGACCCUGAGGCGGUAGACUGGAGCGGGGCUGAGGCCUCCCUCUUCAGGGUCCUCAUAGGAACCUACUAUGACAACUACUGUGCCAUUGCACGUCUCAUCGGCACCAAGACUUGUCGACAGGUGUACGAGUUCAGGGUCCAGGAGUCCAGCAUUAUCGCCCGGGCACCUGCUGAGGAUGAGGACACACCCCCUCGCAAGAAGAAGAGGAAGCACAGGCUGUGGGCCACUCACUGUCGAAAGAUCCAGCUCAAGAAAGAUGGCUCAUCCAAUCAUGUGUAUAAUUACCAGCCAUGUGACCAUCCCCGCCAGCCUUGUGAUUCUUCCUGCCCCUGUGUAACUGCACAGAACUUCUGUGAGAAAUUCUGCCAGUGCAGCUCUGAGUGUCAGAACCGUUUCCCUGGCUGCAGGUGUAAGGCUCAGUGUAACACCAAGCAGUGUCCGUGCUACCUGGCUGUGAGGGAGUGCGACCCUGAUCUCUGUCUGACCUGUGGGGCUGCAGAGCACUGGGACAGCAAGAACGUCUCCUGCAAGAACUGCUCCAUCCAGAGAGGAGCCAAGAAGCACCUGCUGCUGGCGCCAUCAGACGUGGCAGGAUGGGGCAUCUUCAUCAAAGAGCCGGUUCAGAAGAAUGAGUUCAUUUCCGAGUACUGUGGAGAGAUCAUCUCUCAGGAUGAAGCGGACCGCAGAGGGAAGGUCUAUGAUAAAUAUAUGUGCAGCUUCCUCUUCAACCUCAACAACGAUUUUGUUGUUGAUGCCACACGGAAAGGAAACAAGAUCCGCUUUGCCAACCACUCGGUCAACCCCAACUGCUAUGCAAAAGUGAUGAUGGUUAACGGAGAUCACAGGAUAGGGAUCUUUGCCAAGAGAGCCAUCCAGACUGGAGAGGAGCUGUUCUUCGACUACAGGUACAGCCAAGCUGAUGCUCUGAAGUACGUUGGAAUUGAACGGGAGAUGGAGAUUGCCUGACCAUGACGUCUACCUCCUGCGGAUCAACGAAAAGGCCUUACACACACACAUAAACACAGAAAUUUCACUCGCUUCAGGAAAUCCAGACAACCGUCAGAAUGCCAGAGAGCUUCAGGCAUUCUGGGAUUUUUUUUUUCUUUGAUACAACUGAAACAAAAUUUUGUUGCCGUUGAUAUUUUGUCACAAACUUUUUCUACCAAGCUUUUCCCGAUUCUUCUCUCCCACUUUGAAUUGUUUUUGUUUUUGUUUUUUUCCCUUUCCUAUCAACAAAUAUUCCUCUAGAAUUUGGGAUUCACUGUUUCUAUCACAAAUCCUUCCUCAGAUAUAUGGUGCAAAAUGGUGACCUCCACAAACUCUCGUUUUGAGUGUUUCUCUACUCUUUUUACUACAAGGCGGACGGAUAAACCCGCGUCUCUGCUCAGAACUGGCUUUUGAAUACAUGUUUUCAGGGACCAAAACUCCACCAGCCGGACACACACAACAAACUUUCUGUCAUUUCUCCCUCAGUGCAUCAGCUGACAGCGUUGUCGGCGUGACAGCCAUAUUGUAUUGUAAUGUAUUGUAUUGUAUUGUGUUGUAUUGUAUUGUAUUGUACACAUGGGUGGUGCUCUGCAGUGUGUGUGAAUUAACACAGCCACACACUCCCUGUGGUGCUGGGUCUGUCCGUCUGUCUGUCUGUCUGUCUGUCUACGGAACAGGGUCACAAAGCAGGACCCGACCAGCUGACCAACUCCCCUCUGAAAUUAAAACCAGCAUUCAAAAUGGCGGCCUUCCUAAUCUGCUGAGGUGAUUUCAUGAUUUAAUUUGAAUUCGGUUAUGUGUUGUACAAAUAUGAGAGAGAGAAGACUCGGUUUUUAGACCACAGACCUGAUGUUUCUAGCUCCAUAACAAUCAGCAUCUCCCCUGCCUAAGUGUCUUUGAGCAAGACACAGAAUCCCAACCAGUUCCAGGGUGGCGUUCUGUAGUUGCCCUCUUGACCUUCCUGUGGUCGAGGAAAAAUAUUUGGGUUUUUUUUUUUUUCCCCCUUUGGGGUCAACAGAUUGUCACAAAUCGCUCCUCCAGUUAGCUGGAUGACCAAGCAGCGAGCACUCCACUCCCAAGCACAAACCUCUCCUCUGCUCCAGCAGUUAUUUGCUUGGUUGAAUAUGCCCAAAAUGAACUGUAAUGCACUUAAAAACCUAGGUGUAUUUCACAGCAUAUACAUCUUGUGUCAGUAGACCCGAAUAGUCGUGUCCUUGUGACUUAGACAUCCAUUGCCUCUGCAGAGGCACUGUGUCUUAUUUGAGAUAUUGAAUGCACAGGGUGUUGGUGGGAUGUAAUGGGAGGUGACCCUGCUUUGUGUUGCUCCCUCAGCUACGAGCUGUUAUUGUAUCGAUCUCGACUCAAAAUCAAUGCUAUGACCAGGGUGGGAGAUCACCAGCUGCUGGCCAAACACUGGUUAAGUUUGGCUGCGACUCUGGCUGGCCACAAAAUAUAAAGACUAAUCUGUUGUGUAAUAUAGUAUAGUGGCUUGUGAAUGUCUGUGAUGACCGAAGUCUUUGGCAAUUCUCCACAGAGAAGAGUCUCCUGCUCUGAUCGCUGCUCCCCUCGCCAGUGAGCAAAACUGCUUUCUCCCAUUUUAAAAUCAACACAACCAAAAUCCCGUCGAUACUGUUUGAUAUUUUCACUGACGUAUUCUCCUGAAACUGACAGUCUCCUGUGUUUUAGAUAUCUAUUGGCGUUUUCUCCGAUGCGUUACAGAUGUACCGUGCCUUACUCACACUGGCCAGGUACCACAGGGUUUUAUAACUGUUUCCCCCCUUUUAACAGGGUUGGGUCAGGUGUGCCAGCCAGGCGUGCUGGUGAGGAAAUAGUCCACAUUUGAAGACUACUGGCAGCAUUGUAAUAAUUAUAUUGGCAGUGAGCAAAUGUUGCUCAGUAUUGGAAUAGAUAGUAAAUAAGCUCUGAUAACUGACCGAACCUAUAGUGGGUCCAUGUAUGGGUACGGCACGGCACUUUUGUGGUGGGAAAACUCUGGUAAUUGUUUUACUCUAGUUUAUAGAUGAGUCCAUUAGGUGUCCUGCUCUCUGCUGUGCCUUGAGUUCUUGACAGAACGCUGAACAGUCCCCACUGAUGGAGAUCUUAAACUGUCUUGUUAUUGAAGGUGACUGUUGAAACUGUCCUCCUGCAUGCUGAAGAAUUCCGCAUUUAAAAAAGGAGUUACCGGAGGAGCGUCUCCAACCGACUCGUCUGAAACAACAAAUUGCCUGGAUUCUUUGUUUUUAAACUUACAUUUCUUUUGUUGCACUGACUGCUUCUUGAGUAC